Messenger RNA from Sparassis crispa, 489 nucleotides. RefSeq lists its product as hypothetical. Gene Ontology annotation, biological process: transmembrane transport. The transcript is spliced from 2 exons. Gene Ontology annotation, cellular component: fungal-type vacuole membrane. Bases 1 to 489 code for a protein of 162 amino acids. Gene Ontology annotation, molecular function: transmembrane transporter activity. Lineage: Eukaryota; Fungi; Basidiomycota; Agaricomycetes; Polyporales; Sparassidaceae. The record is from RefSeq and is a predicted model, not a curated record.
AUGCAGGGGCCCAGUAUUAGCCAGGCACACGGCUUCAGCCUUCUCUCUAUCAUGAAUGCAGGCAGCGCAAUAGGGCGCGUGUUCCCCGGCCUAGCUGCAGAUAUAGCAGGGAGAUACAACCUGCUCCUCCUCUUAUCGUCCUCGAGCUUAUUCACGCUCGAGCUCUGGCUCACCCAGAUGCACUUCCAGGACCUCAUCGCUUAUGCAAUGAUAUACGGCUUCUUUUCUGGAUCUAUCAACUCUCUAAACGUGCCAUGCAUCGCCCAGAUCUCGCGGAUUGAGAAGAUUGGCACGAGGAUUGGGAUGGCGUAUAGUAUCAUGUCAUUUCCUGCUCUCGUCGGCUCCCCGAUCGCUGGUGCGCUUCUGACAUGCGCGCACGGGGACUACAACACGAUGAUCAUAUGGACAGGCGUGACCCUGCUCGUGGGGAGUGCCCUGCUGUUGGUGGAGGAGCUUGUCCUCAACAGAAACCCCCUUGUCAAGGUCUAG